GAGAAUCCCCUCCUCCAAGACUCGUGAGAAAAGGUGGUGGAGAGGAAACCAGGAAAUACCCACAAAAAAUUUUUCUCCAGAGGUAGUCUUCUGUGAAAAAACCUUCCCAGAGGAAGAAGAUGGCCAGCAAAAAAUUAGUUCGUGAUUUGUUUAUCGCAAGACAGCCCCUUUUUCGGCAGCUAUUAGCACCCCAAAUGGUGUGCAGUGGUGCUACAAGAUUGAGGUUAACUACACAAGUAAAUGGGUUUGGGGUUAGGCGUCAGUUCAGCGUAUUUAAUGAGUUCUCUAACAAAAUUAAGGGGGAAGCUAGCAAGAAUCAGGAUUUUCAACAGUCAGUCAAGGAAUUGAAGGAGAAAGCAGAAGAGCUGAAAGGAGUGAAGGAAGACCUGAAAGCUAGAACGAAGCAGACCACUGAGCAGCUUUACAAGCAUGUGGAUGGUGUCUGGACGGAAGCCGAAUCUACAGCUAAAAAGGUAUAUACCGAUGUGGAGGAGAAGAUUUCAGCUGCUAAAGCUGAGGUCAAAGAAUCAUUUGGAUUUAGGAAGGAAGAGUCUUCAGAAUCUACUGGAGCUUCUGAAAAUAUUCAUUCCGAUGGGAAGGACGGAGGUGAAAUGAGAUUUGGAGAGCAAAAGCAGCAAGAGCAACAUCAGCAAUCUGGCCCUAGUGACAAUGCAGGAGCCUUCUUUGACAAGUUUAAGUCUGGUGUUUCUUCUGUUUCUGCGAAGGCAUCAAUGGCAUUCCAGAAAGUAAAGGAAGCUAAGCCUAUUGAUAUUGUAAAGAAGGGUUAUGAUAUUGUCAAGGAUGAGUUGCAAGGAAAUGCCGUUAAGAGAAAGCACCUUGAGCAUUCUCCCCAAACAGCAGACCCUUCAAUCAAGGUUGGAAAGAGCACUAGGACUGAUCUUGUGAUCUUACCCUCUAAGCAGUCCAAAUGGGGCAAGAAAUGGGACACAUUCAUGGAGAAGAUGCGCGGUCAUCCAUUAUACAAACGCGUCAGAGGGAUGAGCGAACCAGUUGUCACGAAGAGCCAAGAGAUUGCAGAGGAUGUAAGGGAGAGAUGGGAUACCAGUGAUCAUCCUGUUGUCCACAAAAUCCAGGAUCUAAAUGAAACUGUUUUUGGAGAAACAGAUACUGCAAUGUCAUUCAAGGAGAUACGUCAAAGAGAUCCGUCUUUUUCUCUGCCAGAAUUUGUGUCUGAGGUUCAAGAAGUGGUAAAACCAGUAUUAAAUGCUUAUUUCAAGAAAGAUUUUGAAGUUCUGAAGAAGUAUUGUAGCUCCGAGGUGGUUGAACGUUGCAAGGCUGAGCACAAUGCUUUUGAAAGCCAGGAUAUUUUUUUCGAUCACAAGAUUUUACAUAUAUCAGAUGUGGAGGUUAGAGAGACCAAAAUGAUGGGAGACUCUCCAAUAAUUAUUGUGACUUUCCAAACACAACAAAUCUACUGUGUACGUGAUAGACAUGGUGCAGUGACAGAAGGGGGCAAGGAUACCAUACAUACUGUGUACUAUGCUUGGGCCAUGCUGCAAGUGCCUCCCGAAGAACUUGGAGAAGGUGCCAUUUACCCAAUUUGGAGGCUUAGAGAAAUGCAACAAUUUGGAGUUCAGGCACUCAUCUGAGAUAUCCAGCGUGUUGCUCUGGUAGUAUAAUCUUCUUGGUUACGUUUCGUGGGGAAGGAAAACUUUUUUGGCGUGCCCAAGGGUAGCUGUUUCCCCCCAGAAAAUUGAGGAUCACAGAGGAUGGGAGACGUCCCUUUCUUUUAGAGCUUGAUCUUAGAUAUUUCUUUCAAAAUUUUGCUCGAGUAUGUACUUCACCAUUGAAUGAGUGACUGAUUUUAAUUUAAUAUUACUCAUUGUUGUGAGCUGGAAUUGUUUCUUGGUUAUAGAGUUCCAGGCCUUUUUUUUAGAGAAGGUAUAUUGCGACAA
Molecule: messenger RNA, 1916 nt
Organism: Coffea arabica (coffee)
Lineage: Eukaryota; Viridiplantae; Streptophyta; Magnoliopsida; Gentianales; Rubiaceae
Product: mitochondrial import inner membrane translocase subunit TIM44-2
Biological process (GO): protein import into mitochondrial matrix
Cellular component (GO): mitochondrial inner membrane
Molecular function (GO): protein-folding chaperone binding
Source: RefSeq, a predicted model, not a curated record